GUCGCACCUUGGAAACCGACUAGCGCUGAUUUCCGGGGCAGAAAGGAAGUGGUCGAUGAAGGCCUUUGACGUCGGCAAUGCCUUUACUCGGGCAAGCAUUCAGCACCACCGAGUUGCAUUCUCGAUUCCCGAACAGUUCUGGGAUGGUGAAGAAGAUGAUGGACGGCGUCUUCUCUUGAAAGCUUUGCACGGCCUUCCGAUCUCACCAAAGCUAUGGGGCGACCAAAUCGCCAAAGACCUUCGUAGCCUGGGUUGGACUGAAGCAGCAGCGGAGCCGGGAUUGUGGCGUAAAGUCGACGCUAGCGGCGAGCUGAUCGCAAUUUUGACCAUCUACGUUGAUGGCUGCGUAGUGAUUGCGAAAACGGAUCAGCUGGCGGAUGAGUUGACUUCCCAGGUGCACAAGCUGCACCCGGUCACGAUGAUCAACAUGGAAAAAGC
Molecule: messenger RNA, 438 nt
Organism: Amoebophrya sp. A25
Lineage: Eukaryota; Dinophyceae; Syndiniales; Amoebophryaceae
Source: the annotation of a GenBank genome assembly